AUGUACACGCUCGAUGACUACUCCUUCCAGUAUUCGCGGGCCCCCGAGUCCAGCGACAUUCCGGAAGGAUAUUUCCACAUUCUCCCAUUCCGCAUCCCACCAGCCGUGGAGGGGAUGGAAGCCAUCGAACAGGCCAAGGCCGACUUUGGUCGAGCCCGGCGUUCGCCCAGCUUCUUCGUUUUGCAACCAUCCUUUCUCUCUGGGAUGCACCAAGCACUAGUGGAUGACUAUGCACUGGCGAUUGUGUCUAAGAUGAAGCUCAAAAGCCCCAUAUCAUGCGAGUUUGAGAUGAACAAGCUCUAUUUCGACACACUUAUCAAAUUACUGGAAGAUCAUGGCCCGGGGGAGGGCGAGUUUGAAACAACUCUGCAGUCGUUUGUGCAGUGCCUGCGAUCCCAAACUGUGCCCCCUCUCAACGAGGUGACAUUCGAAGCUUAUAAAGACCAACGGACAAUCAGUGUUGCCUGGCACAUGGUGUUCGCCUUUGCGCCCAUCAUACACAACCUACGCAUUAGCAAAAGCGACCAAGCGUCGGUCGCCUCAAUGAGGGAUCUUUGUAGCCUGAUAAUUGGGUUGACGAACGACUUGGAGAGUUUCAACAAGGAGUUCGACGAGCAUUCCGGCAGUGGCAGCCUCGACGUGAUUCACAAUGCGAUGGCCGUGUUGAUGGCUAACUAUGGGUACACUGAAGACGAGGCGCGCAACAUCCUAAAGAGCGAAAUACUAUCCCUUGAGCGACGGCUUCUCGCUGACUACGAGGCGUGGAAAGCCUCCCCGUCCUACAAGUCAGAUGACAUGCGUCGCUUCAUGGCUCUCUGUAUCCUGGCCACCGGGGGUGGCUGUUAUGCGCAGAGCAUAUUGACCAAGUAUCAUGGAGUCAAGCUGAGUACGACUGCGGAAGACAGAGCGCAGCUUGUGGGCCGGAGUAGGAACAGUUGGAGACUCCAUGGGUAUCCUCCACCCGCGUCGCUUAAGCAGCAGAAUCCUCAGGCGACACUCUGCAGAGAGCCUGGCAGCGUCCCACCAAGCGGGCCUGCGGACAUUCUGGCGCCAUUUGAGAAGGCUGCAGCGGCGGAUUUAUGUAUGGCCCCGUACAACUACACGAAGUCAAUGCCAGGAAAGAAGACAAUUGCACAGUUCAUUGAGUGCCUUCGCUCUUGGUUUACGUUACCAGAUGAUUGUGCUUCCGUCAUUGAGCGUGUCGCAAGCAUGCUCUUCCACUCCACUCUCAUGAUUGACGAUAUUGAGGAUGAUUCUACCCUCCGUCGCGGGAAGCCAACGGCGUAUCUUGUGUUCGGCAAGGCACAGACUGUCAACAGUGCGACAUAUCUCUACGCAAGAGCAACCCGAGAGCUCGAACAGCUGAAGCAUCCAGAGAGCAAGACAGCAUUCCUGGACGAAUUGGAGACGCUCGCGCUCGGGCAGGCCCUGGACCUGUACUGGAAAUUCCACAAGACCUGCCCAACGACAAGCGAGUACCUCACCAUGGUCGACAAUAAGACUGGAGGCUUCUUCAGGAUGGCUCUGCGCAUCAUGGAGCUCGAAUCGGGCGCCACUCCGUGCCCCGACCUGACGCACCUCGUCACACUAAUGGGGCGAUACUACCAGAUUCGAGACGAUUAUCUGAACCUAACAUCAGACGAGUACACCGGAACAAAAGGCUUCUGCGAGGACCUCUCCGAGGGCAAAUUCUCCUUCCCGCUCCUUCACGCGCUCCAAAACAGUGCUUCCGCGGACAUGAUUCGCGGACUGCUAUUCCAUCGGGAGAACGGUCGCGAGCUCUCGCCGGAUAUGAAGGCGUACAUUGUCGCUGAGAUGAAGAAGGCGGGCAGUCUGGCUCACACGCGCGAUACGGUGAUGCAGCUGCAUGAUGCGAUGAUGGAGACUCUGGACAAAGUCGAGGCGGCUCUCGGUCGUCCAAAUAAGCGUUUGAAGGCGUUUUUGCUUUGGUUGAAGCUCUGA
Messenger RNA from Aspergillus terreus NIH2624, 1962 nucleotides. Its product is annotated as bifunctional terpene synthase/polyprenyl synthetase family protein. Gene Ontology annotation, molecular function: prenyltransferase activity. Gene Ontology annotation, biological process: isoprenoid biosynthetic process. NCBI's taxonomy places the organism in Eukaryota, Fungi, Ascomycota, Eurotiomycetes, Eurotiales, Aspergillaceae. The transcript is spliced from 8 exons. The coding region runs from base 1 to 1962 and encodes 653 amino acids. The record is from RefSeq and is a predicted model, not a curated record.